CUGGUCAGAAUUAGUCAUCCAGAAAAGGAUCUUCUCUACUUAGAAAUCUGGUAAGAGACACUAAAGAGAGACUAGGACUGGCUGUUACUGUGUCACAUGACACUUGAUCAGGUUUCUCUGAGACAAUCUACACGCACAGCAGUUCACCUUCAACAGUAUUAGGAAAAUACUUUGCUGAUGACUGUAGGACAGGAGCAAAGCAGUCUUCACAGUUGCAGAUGCCGUACAAUGAGCUAGCUCCAGUGCAGACACAGCAAACCUGGUGUGUAAUAUUUACCACAGUCAAUUGAAUUUAUCAGAAAUAGUGCUACGGUCCUUGAACAGUCAUCAAAAUGAAUAGGGAAACUGCAGAAAAUUUUCUGGACUCCAAUCCGGAGUUUGCCAAGCAGUACUUCGAGAAAACACUUCGUCCAGAAACCGUGGCUCAAGUGAUGUCAAGGACUGACAUCGGUGCUGAUAUCUCAACUUUCAGGGAGAUUGGUCAGGUGGAGGAAAGUGAAAUUCUCUUUGAGCUUAUCCGAGAUAUGCAGGAGAGCAUAAACAUGGAAAAGGUGGUGUUUAAAACUUUACGGAGGCUUAGUUUCCUGAUCCAUGCCGAGCGAAUGAGUCUGUUUAUGUAUCGGCAAAGAAAUGGCACAGGAGAGUUGGCCACCAGGCUGUUCAAUAUUCACAAGGAUGCUGUCAUGGAAGAUUGCUUUGUGCAUCCAGACCAUGAGAUCGUUUUCCCAUUGGACAUGGGAAUUGUAGGAAGUGUUGCACAGACCAAGAAAACUGUAAAUGUCCACAAUGUUGCUGAGUCCAAUCUUUACAGCUCGUUUGUGGAUGAAUUGACUGAAUACCAAACUAAGAGUGUUCUUGCUACCCCCAUAAUGAAUGGUAAAGAGAUGGUCGCUGUCAUCAUGGCAACUAAUAAAACGGAUGGAACUUAUUUUACUGAACACGAUGAGGAUCUUUUCUUGAAAUAUCUCAACUUUGCCUCCUUGAACCUCAAAAUCUAUCAUCUGAGCUACCUUCAUAACUGUGAAACAAGAAGAGGCCAGGUUCUUUUAUGGUCAGCAAACAAAGUAUUUGAAGAACUGACAGACAUUGAGCGACAGUUUCACAAGGCUCUUUACACAGUCCGAGCCUACCUGAACUGUGAGAGAUACUCAGUAGCACUCCUCGACAUGACGAAGCAGAAGGAGUUUUUUGACCUGUGGCCUAUACAGAUGGGAGAGGUACCUCCUUACCAAGGUCCCAGAACUCCUGAUGGCAGAGAAAUAAUCUUUCACAAAAUCAUCGACUACAUUCUACAUGGAAAGGAGGAAAUUAAAGUCAUUCCAACUCCACCUGCUGAUCAUUGGGCCUUGGCCAGCGGAUUACCAACGUAUGUUGCAGAGACUGGCUUAAUCUGCAAUAUCAUGAAUGCAGCAGCAGAUGAAACAUUUAGCUUCCAGACUGAACCCUUGGAUAGUUUUGGAUGGACGAUCAAAAAUGUCCUUUCAAUGCCAAUUGUAAACAAGAAAGAAGAGAUUGUCGGAAUUGCCACAUUUUACAACAGGAAAGAUGGAAAACCUUUUGAUGAAAUGGAUGAAGUUCUUAUGGAAUCCCUGACCCAGUUCCUAGGCUGGUCUGUUCUCAACACCGAUACAUAUGAUAAAAUGAACAAGCUUGAAUACCGGAAGGAUAUUGCUCAGGGAAUGGUGCUAUAUCAUGUAAAAUGCAACAAGGAUGAAAUACAAAAUAUACUGCCAACAAGGGAAGUUUUUGGAAAAGAACCUAAUGAAUGUGAAGAGGAGGAAUUACAAGAAAUAUUGAGUGAGCAACUCCCACGUGCUUCGGACUUUCAACUUUAUGAGUUCAGCUUUAGUGACUUAGAAUACGCGGAGAUGGAUCUUGUGAGAUGUGGCAUCCAGAUGUAUUACGAGUUGAAAGUUGUGGACAAAUUCCACAUCCCACGUGAGGUUCUGGUCAGGUUUAUAUAUUCCUUAAGUAAAGGAUACCGAAGAAUUACAUACCACAACUGGCGUCAUGGAUUCAAUGUUGGGCAGACCAUGUUCACUCUUUUGAUGACAGGUAAAUUGAAACGCUAUUACACAGACCUGGAAACAAUGGCUAUGGUCACUGCAGGGCUCUGUCAUGAUAUUGAUCACAGAGGGACCAACAACUUGUACCAAAUGAAGUCCCAGCACCCAUUGGCAAAACUACAUGGCUCUUCAAUUAUGGAACGUCAUCACUUGGAGUUUAGCAAGACUUUACUUGCUGAUGAGACUUUGAACAUUUUCCAAAACUUGAACAGGAGGCAGUAUGAGCACGUCUUCCAUCUGAUGGAUGUUGCGAUCAUUGCAACAGACUUGGCGCUCUACUUUAAAAAAAGAACAAUGUUUCAAAAGAUUGUCGACCUGUCAAACACCUAUGAGGAUGAGAAGGCCUGGGUGGAAUAUAUGUCACUGGAAACGACCAAGAAAGAGAUUGUCAUGGCCAUGAUGAUGACAGGGUGUGACUUAUCAGCAAUUGCUAAACCCUGGGAGGUUCAGAGCAAGGUGGCUCUGUUAGUCGCAGCUGAAUUCUGGGAACAGGGUGACUUGGAAAGAACUGUCUUACAACAGAAUCCCAUUCCAAUGAUGGACAGGAACAAAGCAGAUGAACUCCCCAAACUUCAAGUUGGUUUCAUUGACUUUGUGUGCACAUUUGUCUACAAGGAAUUCUCUCGCUUUCACGAGGCCAUCACACCAAUGCUUGAUGGUAUACUCAACAAUAGAAAAGAAUGGAAGCAACUUGCUGAUGAACAUGAGGCAAAGGUGAAGGCUUUGCAAGAAGCAAGGCAGAAGCAAGAAGAAGAGCUAGCAGCAAAGAAAGCUGCUGCUGCUGCCGCCGCCGCUGCUGCUGCAGAGAAGGCUCAGUCCAAAACUUGUUCUGUGUGUUAAACGUUGUGGUUCCUGGGCUGCCUCGUUCCCUUCGGUGUUCACGAUGACGUGAGACUGCACAGACAGUACAGCAGUACUGACUGCAUCAGGCAGCAGAAAUCAAGAGGAAAUGGCAUGACGUCAUAAUCAUUGAACUUCCAUUGGGCUUGGAAUCCACUAGUGUUUGAAAGGUAGACCUUGGAUGGGGUGGUGUCAACCUGUAUUAAACGGGUGCACUCAUUGCAACAGAUAUUCUGUUGUUUAUGGUACUUGUACGUUAUGUCCUCUGUAAAUAACACUACUGUAAACUAAAUCAUUCUGGGAAACUACCUGAGUUCUGUGGUGCUUGUAAAAUAUGAUGGAGCAGAAAUUAAUCUUCCGCAGCACAAAACUGCGGUAGAAUAUCAGCUGCCUGCUAAUCGGCCCAUCCAAUAUUCAGUUUUCUUGGCAUAAUUGGAGUGGAAUUUCAAGUGGGAAUGUAACAAGAGGCCGGUGCAAUCAAGCCCUGUUUCCAGUGCUGAGGAAGACCAAUUUCUACUGAGAAUUUCAAUCCAGGAGGUGUACUUUUACAAUCACAAACUGAUAUUUGUACAUUUGAAGACUGAACAGAAUAGACCUCUCACAAGCGGCAACCUUUCACUGUAUUAUUUUGCUUAUACGGCUUUGUCUCAACUUAAUUUUCAUAAAAUUAUUUAACUUCACUGCUCAAAUAAGGAUGCAAAAUAAUGUUGGGAUUUGAAUCAUAAUAAAACUGGAAAACUUUCUCUGGGAGUGCACGAGCUUAAUCUCAUCAUUACUGUGUGACACUUCAUACAAUUACUAACAUACUAGGCAGGCAGCAAUACAGAAUUGAUUCAGUUGAUGUAUUGCUAAUUCUGUCUGAUCCCCUUGAUUGUGUUAUUAUCUUGUAUUUCAUGUUCCCUCAGGUGAAUUUUUAAAGAUAUGUUUUAAGGAUAGUAGUUAUUAAUCACUCGGGAUGCUACCUGCUAUCUCUGACCUGCUGAAUAUUAUCUGGCAAGGUAGAAAUUUUUAUAUCCAUCCACUCAGAGAAGCUGGAAAAAGCAUGAUGUGCAUUUCCAUGCUUUGAGCCACAGAGAGUUUCCAGUGAGUGACAGACUUUUUGCAUCUUGAUUUUUUUUGGGAUGAGUCAAUGAAUUAUUUAUAUUUUGCAUGUUGCUGAAAUUCAAUAUAAUCAGAAUUCAUAUAAAAAUGCAAGCCGACGCAUAUUAAUAUCAGACAAAAAUUGGUGAGUUCUACCUUUUAAAACUUUGGGAAAUUGAAAAUGGAAGAAUUGAAUCAAAUAAAAGAUUGUAUUAAAUGCUUGCAAACAAUAACAUACUGUAAUAGUCAAGUGUAGACCUGGAUAUAUUGGAUUCAAACGUUAAAUCUGUAUGUAUGGAUCAGUCAGGAUCAUCCAAUUUCUGUAUUGCUAUGUUUUCACACAUAAGACUACCCAAAAACAUUUAUAUGUUUUCACUACUGAUUACUUCGUUCCUGGUGGCAACUUCAGAGCUGUAGAGUAUCUACUGUGAAUUUGUAUUGCAACUGGUUAGACUGAGCUAUUCCUUUGUAUCAUGGAAUCUGCACAUUAACAUAAAAGCGAGAUAGUCAUUAAGGACAGUUAAGCAUUUCCUGCAGACAAUGUCUAUCUAUCCAAGUUUUAUUGCACAAAGGUGCAAUUAUAUUCCAAUAUAACAAGAAUAAGAACGGUUAAUCCACAUAAAAGUGCAGAAUUAUCAAAUUUCCAGCAAGGUUUCUUAGAUAAUGGAAAGCACAAGAUAUUCCCAACAAACCAAACUGUGUAACUAAAAGAAAUUAUCAUUUGAAAGAUAUCUGUCCAAAAGCUGCUCUUUGAGCUCUCUAAUCAUAGUUAGUCUUUUAUUCAUUGAAUCUAUUGUGUACUUAAUUGGUAUGACAUCAAUGUCUAUUAUAAAUCUAUGGUGAUCAAUACAUUUUUAAUGUUGAAACAAAGUGGGUUAACUGUUAAGAGUACUAUAAGGUAUCCAUAAUGAAUUUUUAAACACACAAGCCGUACCAUUCCUCUACCAAUUGUAAAUGGAUAGCAAUAAAAAAGCCAAAGGUUCCUGACUUUAUUUCAUAUACUGUGGUUGGGAGUCAGUAAUACCCAAAAGAAAUAAAUAGGUUUAUAGCAAUAUAUUAUUGUGCACUUGAAACAAUCUCAAAAUUUGAUGAUCAUACGUGGGGACAGCAGUGACAAAAACUGUUAAAGAAUUCAGGCGGGAAUAAACAUGA
Molecule: messenger RNA, 5138 nt
Organism: Chiloscyllium plagiosum (whitespotted bambooshark)
Lineage: Eukaryota; Metazoa; Chordata; Chondrichthyes; Orectolobiformes; Hemiscylliidae
Product: rod cGMP-specific 3',5'-cyclic phosphodiesterase subunit beta-like
Biological process (GO): signal transduction
Molecular function (GO): 3',5'-cyclic-nucleotide phosphodiesterase activity; protein binding
Source: RefSeq, a predicted model, not a curated record